UAUAAAGACACACCGAAAACACUGGGGGAUAUUCUUAGUCUCACAGAGACGAGGCAAAGGAGGUUCACAGUUCCUGAGGCUUAGUGGCAAAGUUUUCGUGUUGGAGAAACAAACAUGAGUCACGUCGACGUGAAAAAUCUGAAGCCCACUCGUUUUGAAGACGAGUACUACGAUGAAUAUGAUUAUUACAACGUAACCGACAAAUACACGGAAGGCUCCGCCCGUAAAGGCAGGACCAAGAAGGAGGCCAGUGAGAACACCAACAGGCACAACCCGGGCGGGCAUGAGCGCAAAAUUGUGGAAAAACUCCAGAACAGCGAAAAGAAAGCCAAAGCGUGAAAACUGAAGGCAACUCGGACGGCUUAUCCUGGACACAACCACAGUCUCCUUGGCGACAGACGAGAUGCACAGACGGCAGGAGCAUCCUGAGCUCCGAUGGGCGAGGUUUAACCGGGGUGUGAAGAGGAGUCCGCAGACCCAGAUGUUCCAGUUGCAGCUUCAGUGAGAAGAUCUUCAUUCUCAGCAAGCAGCAGCAGACUGUGGCUCCUCAGCCUCUAGGUGGUUUAAAGCACUCAGUGGUGGUAGGGUGCACCGGGUCCCUGUUCAGACCAUGACAGUGCACCUGUGAUUAUGAUGCUGGUGGCAGUUGGGUGGUUUCUGUAUGUUAAUAAGUUUUCAAUGGAUUUUUAAAAAAGUAUUUACUAUUAAAUUUGUUACAUGA
Molecule: messenger RNA, 721 nt
Organism: Monopterus albus (swamp eel)
Lineage: Eukaryota; Metazoa; Chordata; Actinopteri; Synbranchiformes; Synbranchidae
Gene: nupr1b
Product: nuclear protein 1b
Exons: 3
Coding region: 115-339 (74 amino acids)
Biological process (GO): negative regulation of cell population proliferation; regulation of transcription by RNA polymerase II; negative regulation of cell cycle
Cellular component (GO): nucleus
Source: RefSeq, a predicted model, not a curated record